Messenger RNA from Dermacentor andersoni, 3836 nucleotides. RefSeq lists its product as uncharacterized. The record is from RefSeq and is a predicted model, not a curated record. NCBI's taxonomy places the organism in Eukaryota, Metazoa, Arthropoda, Arachnida, Ixodida, Ixodidae.
UGGUGUAGCUGCCACUGAAUGGAAAGUUUCUGGUUAUUCCAGAGCUUCACACAAUUUAAAGGCCUAGAUUUAGCUAGCAUUCGCGGAAACUUCAAAUAAUAUCUGCAAAUUUAUAGAGGUUAGUCUAGUGCAUUUUCAUAAUCCUGGAGUUUUUGCAGCCCUUAGUGGCUUACCUUACGUAACGUUUAGUUAUUUGUGAAACAUGCAGUGAAAAGGAGGGUAACAGUGAGCAAUGAAAGAAAUAAGCCUCAAAUAAUCCUGUAAUUAACCCAUGCACACUCACUGUAGGGCAGUUCACCGCACAGUCCUAUUCUGCUCAACCAUAUUUCCACAGAUGGCUUAUGUGAUCGCUGAGUUCGUUGAGGACAAACAGGUGGAGGUGGUGCCAGUGACCUGGGUGGAGGGUGACAAGUGUGCGUGGCCAGACAACCUCAAAGGCAACAGAGUGACAUCCUUAGUAAAGAAAUCUGUACCACCAGACACCUUCUGGAAGUGCUACAGCGUAGCAGUGAAAGGGGUAUUUGCAACAUAUGAACAAGCAAGGGCCAAACUUAAUGACAGCCAGUAUACAUCAGACCUGGGCACAGGAUCGGAAAUGUCUCAAGGAAAAAGGACAAGGAGGCCACCAGCUCAGUGGUCUGACUCGGAUGAGCCUGACACACCACCGCCACCCAAGAAGGCCAAGCAAAGCUCCAGCAAGCAAAUUCCAGCUCCACCAAGCAACUUCCCACUAGGCCUCUCUUCUGCUUCUUCAGUGCAGCAAGACAGCUGUGAAGAGUCUGAAGAUGUGAAUGACAUGCCGCAAGGUGGUGCAGGUGGCCCUAGUUCACACAGUGCAGAUGGCUCCAGAUCACACACUGCAGGUGGCUCUAGCUCACACAGUGACCAACGGACUUGUGUACCCUCAGGUUCCCCUGACGAACUUUCAAACAAUAGCUUCAAGAAGCAUGUGCUCAGACUGCUCAACAUCGUGCGUUUUACGCAACAACACCAUGGGGAUUUGCUUGAAAAGUUGUGCAACAUGUAUGUAAAGCAGCCUCUUGGUGGAACUGAUCCACUCAUCGAGUGCCCCUUCCGCAGCUUGGAAGAUUUUAUGGCUUUUGAUGAAAGCCUGGACAAAGAGAAGACUGCGAGUUUGGUUCGCGAGUUCAGAGACCUUGGAGGGAGAAAUGCCAGUGCAGCUACAAAGCGUAUUCUUGCAUACACCCUUCAUGAUGACCUGGCCACACUUUUUUCGUGGGUUGGCCGAAAGGGGAAACUUAGUUUCUCUAGUCUGAAGACUACAGCUGCAAUUAUUGUUGCUGCAAGACGGAUGACAGAAGGCAGCACUAACGAUAUUGAAGACACCAUCAAAUCGUGGCUAAGGCAUGCUCCAGAAAGGGCCGGCAGCCAUAAGAAGCCAAGCGCUGAGGUCUGCCUGCCUCAAGAAUAAGUGGAGGCCAUUCCAUUGUAAAGCACUGCAGCUAUGACCUGAAGACUGCACAGGCAUCGGAGGCUGCUUGGUUGUGGGCGUGUGCAUCUGGUGGAACAUUGGGGAUCUGCUGGGCUACGCCAAGGCAUGUUUCGUGGACUAGAGGCAGCUACUCAGGGAUCUUUUUUUUUAACUUUGCACAGUGCAUUUGCAGAAUUUUUUUUUCAUGCAUUGGAAGGAUUCUGCCUGUCAUCUGCAUUGUCAAAUCACUUGCAAAGUCAUGCUCUUGCUAGGCUCCAUCAAUAUGGUUUUAUGCAGAAUUUGUGUGCGAGAACUUUUUAUUGUUCUUGUUUUUUAAUGUCAUGGCAGUCUUCUGUGUUGGUGAAAUUGCUACCAUUGCAAAGCCAUGGUUUUCUGAAAUGCUGUUAUUCUGCUACUGUACAAAACUUGCGUGCGAAAUACUUACAUUAGACGCAAGAUCUUUUUUACCUCAGUAUUUCAGAGUAUUUCUGUCUGUUCUGUAUGUGCAUCUACAUGUCCACCCAUUGUUAGCAUAAACACACCAGUGCAUGGUUCGUGCACAAUGCAGUGCACAAGCGGCAAAAACCACAUGCAUGUGUGAAACGCUAAGGCAGUGUAUUCCGUGGGAUCGUUGCCCAGGUUUCUCUGCACAGAAGCGGUUGGCUUGCCAGGAAUAAAUUUGACUGUUUUGCAGUCUUGCUCAUCUGCCUGAGACCUAUGCUCGCAAGGAGGAUCCUGAAUCCUUUGCUUGUAUCUGUAGGCCACCGUCGUAAGUGUCACAUUCACUGUUGCAUAAAUGCCACGCUUACUGUAGCCCUGCUGUGAAGUGUCCACAAUCUGUCAUCUUUGCAUGGCUGUGAGAAUCCCAGCCAUUUCCUGUUUCUGAGCGCAAGGAAUGAAAAGACUGCGACGCAUGCCUUAGUGGCAAUUUAGAGGAACCCUCAAAAGACCAAAUAAAUAUGUUAGCUUUUUUAUCCUGCAAUUGCAGCUUGGACUGACCCCGACAUAUACGGGCAUCACUGAAGCAUGCUGUGCAUAAGUAUAGCAAACAAGCUGCUCCUGUUGCAUUAUGCUAGUGUCGUGUUCUGCCGUGCUCUAUCUGUGAAAUGAACACAUACUGGCCUAUUGUGUGAUAACGUCACUGUGGUGUACUACUGUGGAAACACAUGCUGGUGUGUUCAUGCUACCAGUGGGCUAACCCUUGGACCUUACUGGAAAUAGUAAAGGCCAACCACUCAUUGCAAAAAAUGCUGGACAGGCCUUUCCCUCUUGUCUUUUUGUGUGCUUGAUGGGCUGAGAAUCGCCUCCAUUGCAAAGACAUGCUUUUGUAAGAUGCUAUUAUUUUUCCUUUGUCCAAAGCACUUUUUGUCACUGGAUCUUGAGGGUUUUUCUAACCUCUGCCUUUAUUAUGCAUGUUGCUGCCUCUGCAAAGCUACCCCUUCGUGAGACCAAUAUUGUGCCUGUGUAAAAUAACUUGUGAGAGCUUUUUACUUUAUAUAAUUUUUAUGUCAUGGAAGAUUCCUUUUAUAUUGCUGCUGCUGUAAAGCCAUACUUGUGGGACUAUUGUUGCGCAUAUGUAUAGACUUUUGUGCAAGAUACUUUUAGCAAGACAAAAUUUUUUUUUAAUGUUUUGGUCAUCUGUGUCCUAUACUGUGAGCAUCUUGCUUAUAAAAGCAAGGAUGCGCUUUAUUGAAGUGCUCUUAGUGUGUUUUAGUACAGAACUUUUGUGCAAGAUACUUUUAUGAUAUAUUUUGUAUUAUGGGAGGAUUCUAGUCACUUUCGUGCAUAUGUAAGUUGCUUCCAGUGAAGUGUCAUUGUUCUUUGUACAAAAGAACUUUUCUGUGAAGUCUGAUGGGUACGUCUACAGUUUUACAAGGUAGAAGUGCUACCACAGCCUAUAUGCAAGUUUAACAUCUAGUCAUUGAGCCAAUGAAACAGCCAGUUUGUUUUUGCAUCAUGUGCAUUGCUGUUGUUGCGAAGAUGCCAUUAUGUGCUUUUUUGCAAGAAAAUGUGUGCAUAGUCAUUGUGCCAGAUAUUUCUUGUUCUCUUGUACUGUUUGUUUAGUUAUAUUUUUGAUAUCACAGUUCAGGUACCAAUGCAGUCAGUUUAUUCUAGUCUUUUUCCUUUAUAAAGUGUAUGUACAUCACUGCAUUAAGUUGACAAUUAGAAUUUUUCUGUGUUAAGGUCACUUCAAGAAAAAUCUUUAGUUCUCUUCUGUGCCCCUGUACUGAUCUUGUCAAUGUUAACAUAUACUCCUGCUGGCAUCUUUUGUGAUUUUCAAUUUCUUGUGGGUCCUUAUGGGCAUUUCUUUAAUGUGUUCAGGCACAGGUUAUGUUUUGCUGUGCCAAGCACACAGGCAUGUUCUUACAGUAUGCUUUUUAAAUAAAGAUCCAAUGUUUCUGCA